Molecule: messenger RNA, 1496 nt
Organism: Rubroshorea leprosula
Lineage: Eukaryota; Viridiplantae; Streptophyta; Magnoliopsida; Malvales; Dipterocarpaceae
Source: the annotation of a GenBank genome assembly
CCGCCCUUCGCCGCGCCGUCCUGCUUACCUUCCGCCGCCAGCUGCCACUGCCCUCCUCCUCCCUUGACUUCCCCUUUUGCUAUACAACCCAUCUCUCUCAUUCACCAUCUCAUAUUCUGAUCACAAAUUCUCUCUUCUCCGUCCUCAUCAGCCAUGUUCAUGCUGGUCAACUGUUCCAACUGCCGCACCCCUCUUCAGCUUCCACCGGAAGGAGCGCUAUCAAUCCGCUGCGUCAUCUGCCACAGGGUAACUCUUGUAGCCGAUCCUCGCUUCGCUCCCCCGCUGCCGUACUCCGCCGCCGGUAGCUACCACUACCAGCCUCCGCCUCCUCCGGUUCCCUCUCCCUACAAUCACGCGCCCCCAGGCCCACCUCCUUCCCCCCACGGCCGCAAGCGGGCCGUGAUAUGCGGCGUCUCGUAUAAGUACUCCCGAUACGAGCUGAGAGGUUGCAUUAACGAUGCCAAGUGUAUGAAGUACUUGCUGGUUAAUCGAUUCAAGUUCCCCGAGUCCUCCAUUAUCAUGCUUACUGAAGAAGAAACUGACCCUUACAAGCUCCCGAAUAAGCACAACAUAAAAAUGGCAUUGUAUUGGCUUGUGCAAGGAUGUCAACCGGGAGAUUCAUUGGUCUUCCAUUAUUCUGGUCAUGGUUCACAGCAGAGGAACUACACUGGAGAUGAGGUGGAUGGAUAUGAUGAAACACUUUGUCCAUCAGAUUUUGAAACUCAAGGAAUGAUUGUGGAUGAUGAAAUCAAUGCAGCAAUAGUCAGGCCUCUUCCUUAUGGGGUUAAGCUUCAUGCCAUCAUAGAUGCUUGCCAUAGUGGGACAGUUUUAGAUUUACCGUUUCUCUGUAGAAUGGACAGGAAUGGGAGAUAUUACUGGGAGGAUCAUCGCCCUCCAUCAGGCAUGUGGAAAGGAACAAGUGGAGGGGAGGUGAUCUCCUUUAGUGGGUGUGAUGAUAAUCAAGCCUCUGCAGACACUUCAGCCUUAUCAGGGGUUACUUCAACUGGUGCAAUGACUUACUCUUUCAUCCAAGCCAUUGAACGUGGGCAUGGAGGAACUUACGGAAGUAUGCUAAAUGCAAUGCGGUCUACCGUUCGCAACGCAGACAAUCCACUUGAUGGUGGUAUUGUUACAUCUCUUCUGACAAUGCUCUUAACAGGAGGGAGUCUUGGCGCACUAAGACAGGAACCACAGUUGACUGCCAAUGAACGUUUCGAUGUGUAUCAAAAACCGUUCUCCCUAUAACUGGGAAACAAAAUUACUUUCUAGUCUCUACCAUAACUUCAUUCUGUUGAGGAUGCCCCUCUAUUCUGUAUAGUUCUUGAGAAAAGUCAUUUUCAGCAUCCAUUGCUCAUAGUACUAUAAUCUUAAUGUUUGUAUCCCAAUCUCUGAGGCAAGCUUGGUCCUUUUUUAUCUUGAGCUGUUUGUAUGCAUUUUAACAAUUGUUUGGUAUUCCAAAUGUAGAAUUCUAUUAUCAAUAACACAAUCAAUUUUCA